Molecule: messenger RNA, 1252 nt
Organism: Caenorhabditis elegans
Lineage: Eukaryota; Metazoa; Nematoda; Chromadorea; Rhabditida; Rhabditidae
Gene: F25H9.2
Product: BTB domain-containing protein
Exons: 5
Coding region: 62-994 (310 amino acids)
Source: RefSeq, marked reviewed
ACACCGUUUGACGACAAAUGCAGUAUUAGAUCAAAUUCAUUUUAGUAAUAAAUUUCCCACAAUGACAGAAUCAAUAACCCAUAGAUUUGUAUUUCAACUUCCUGUUCUACACGAUGAAAACGGUCGGGGAUACGUUUCGAUGGCCCAGGAGGCGGAAAAUGUGUACUGGCGUUGUGGAUUGAUUGGAGUUGAGAAGGGAAUGCUUGGCAUUCAAUUGAUGUGUAAUUCAGAGGAUCGAUCAAAUUUCUGGUAUAUAGAUAUAGAAUAUGAAGCAGCAAUUCUCUAUAAUGAUAAGGAGCACUUAAAUCUUAAAGGAAAAUUCCAUCACGCAGCUCGAAAGAAUCUGACACUUCGAUUUUCACUGGAACACUGCAAGAAAGCUGCAACAAAAGAUAAAGGAAUGUACAUGCAGUUCAUAGUCACAAUUGUUAAGAAAAUUGGUAUCCGUGAAAAGCGAAUUCAUGACUUCACAGUUCCCCGGGAUAAUCUUACAAAUUUAAUUCUAAUUGUGGAUGGGAAGAACAUUUACUGCAAUAAACAUAUUCUUGCGAUGAACUCUGAAGUUUUGAUGGAACUUCUAUUCCCAGACGAGGACCACGAUGUUAACGAACUUCAGUUAUCAAAUGAUUUCGAGUAUGAACCGACACUACGCAUUGUCAAAGUAUUUUAUAAUGAUGGCGAUGCAUUGACAGGCGAUAAUGUCGAUGAGACACUUGAAUACGCAACAAAGUUGAAAUCUGAAAAUGCUCGGCAGCGAUGUGAACGUUGGAUCAGCAAGACGCAGUUGCUGACUGCAAAGAAGAAAAUGAAGUUAGCUGAGAAGUAUGUUCUGGUUGAGUUGCAGAAUGAGUGUGUCGCUAUGCUAAAAACUUCCCAGCAAGUCCAAAGACUAUUUGAAAAUCCUCACGAGUUCACUGACAACGAAAUCGUUGAACUAAUGGACAAGGUCACUCUUUCAAUCGUUGGACACACAUAUGACGGUUUUUCUAAAUGAUCUCUUGACAUGUAUUUUAUUCAUAAUUCUAAGUCAAUUCUCUUUUGCCCAAAGCUUGUUAACAACUUUUCAUCCCCGUUUCUCACACUGAUAAUAUCACAAUCAUUCCCACGUUUUUAAUUCUCGCCAUUCGCUCUUUCUCUAUGAAUUACUCGAGCAAUGAUACUCAACAAUUACAUUAUUCUGGCCUACAGCCUGCGUGGGCUCGCUGCAUUGAAUAAAGCAGGUCCGCAAUGUCUCCUGGUGGUGUACGUAAAC